AUGUACAAUCUGAAAGAAAUCACAGCAUCUUCAACUUUAGCCAUGAGUGAAUGUGUGUGUGGAACUUCUGAUACAGAUAUCAUUCAGGUGAUUGACCAAUUUGGGUUGCAUUUCUUCAAACUAAUUAUAGAACACUUAUGGGCCACAUGUUUUCCUAAUCAGGGUUCUUCACAGCCAGUUAAUGCCUUUACUGUUUUGAUGACAGCAGCUAGAGAUGCUGUGGGAAAGGACUUGCCAACUAUGCUAAAAGAUCCAAAAACAAGCAUGGAAAAACUAAAUAACGAAGUACUCAGGUUCUUUGAAGAGAAAGAAUGCAAUUUUCCAAUGAAUGCGGGGGUUCGAGCCACCUCCUUUGUCUCCAAGUUGGUUGACUUGCUCUAUUAUGUCGAUGGUCUCUACAAUAAGAUUGAGUCUGUUAUAUCCAUGUCAACAAAGGUACCCACAGUCUUUAAAACACGGUUUUCUGGUUUAAACUGUCCUGAAAAACACAAACAUAGGAAAAGAAAUCUCAGCAAUCUCUCUGAGCAGAAGUUAGAGAAGUACACAAUUCAGAUGUGUGAAGUAAUUCAAGGGCAACAAUACUUGAAUGAAAUGCUUUGGGCUGAAGUGAAAACACAAAUACUCAGCCUUGUUGAAGUCUUGGAAGCCUAUUGCCUUCGCCUUAGAAAUCAAAGUAACAGGACGAAGCUGGCAGCAGCUACACCAUGCAGUGAGUUAGAGGUGAAGACCAAUGUGAAAGUUGUGAAUGCAACAAGAGGUACUGUCCAUCAUGGUUUAUUGGACCUUGAUAAAGAGCUUUCAAAAGCAGAACAAUUUGUUCCAGUUUGUGUACGGGAGUUUCUACCUACAUGUAACCGCCGCAGAGUUCAUUACUUAGUUGAAGAGAUUUGUGAUAAUGGCUUGUCACAAAAGUGUGUACACUAUGUUCACCAUGUAGGUGGAAAUAAGCCAAGUUUGCACUUUAUUUGGACAUUAUGUAAAAUUGAAUCGGAAGUCCCUGUGUACGAAAGGCGCAUUACUAAAAAGAGAUUUAUGGAGUCCUUUGGGUUUGUUUGUUGGUGAAUCUGUUGCACUUAGGGCUAUCUCCAACUACGAAGGAUUCAUACCAUGAUUUCUUUGCAGAGACAGAACGCUAUCUAUCUGAGGAUGUUGGUGUUGCUUGUCAUAAGUGAAGACCUGGUCAGCAGUUGUACCCAGUAAAAGCUGUCAGUUUAAAGGAUUUGCAUCAGCGUGUGAAGGAAAGAGUUCCUGAGGGGUCAAAUAUACCUUCUGUAAAGUGGUUGAGAUACCAGUUCCAGCCACUAAACCCACAAACAAAUACAGCUAAGUAUUACAAGGGCAAGAUGAACGUAAAAAUGAUGGUCCAGAAAAGACAGGUGAGCUUCAUACCUAUUUAAUCAUAUUUAAUAACUAUUAAAUAAUGCCAAAAAGUGUGUUGUUACUUAACUUUACUGGAAUACUGAGUUGCGGUGUGUGUGAAUAGGGUGUUACACAAACUUAUAAUUUCAUGUGUUUUAACAUUUUUUGUUUAUAUAGAUUCGUGCAAACCAUGUUGAUGCCCACUACUGUGCUGCUGCAUGGCGAUAUAUGUGAGAAUUUGCUGUGCAGCAAAGAGAGCUUGUUACUCUUGUGUCAAUGGAUGACAAGCAUAAAGUUAAGGUGGGGGAACCAUCAUACCCACUGGCACCAGCAGAGCGUGGGAAGCAAGUGAUUGCCGGACCCAACCAAGUCAUGUCUGUGGGGGAUCAUGAUUUCUCUAAAGCUACUUUAACACCUUCUCUGAACUUACUGGUAAGCUAAUAUUUGUGUCAAAUCUAAAAUCAGGAACUAAGCUUUGUCUUGAAGCAAGCUGCUUGGAUUUAAGAUGUGUACCAUGUCACCAAACUACAGCAGAGCAAUAUGAUUUCUAUGUGGUAUUUACAUUAUAUGUACUGCAACUUGUCUCGAACACUAGAGUUUUGCUAUAUUUGUUACCUUCCAGAUCGACAUUCCAGACAGCAUUCUUGGUAGCUUUUACCGUGGUGAUGUAUAUUUUGGGAUCAAAGACAGUGUGUUCCAACCUUCAUCUUCUUUAGGGCAUGCGUGUGAGCUGAAAGAGAUUUUGAAAUUGCGUGGAGGUAUUAAAUACAGUAGUUGAUAGUAUUCUUUCCUGAUUGAUUGGCAGGAACAUAACUAGAUGAUUUUUAUCUACAGAAAAUUAUACUUCUAGACAUUACCAAAGCAAGUAUUUUGUCUUUCAGAUGUACCUCCAAUACUGCUGAUAUAUACAGAUGGUGGUCCUGAUCAUUGUAGCACAUACAUGUCUGUGAAGCUGUCUAUGAUAGCUUUGUUCAUUGAGCUAGAUUUGGAUGCAUUGGUUGCACUGCGAACUGCCCCAAGCAAUUCCUGGGCAAAUCCGGUAGAACAUAUUAUGAGCAUUGUCAACAUUGGGCUUCAAGGCAUUGGCAUUAUGAGAAAGAAAGGAAGCGAUGACUUUGAGAAAGUUAUUAGUGAGUGAAUUUCCAUUCGCUGUAUUUUGUACCUCUAUAUAUUUGGCAUGUCAGGCAGGACAACAUAAUACUAUUUCCACAUAUAUAAUUAUAUAUUGUUUUUGCUCUGUAAAUAUUACAAUAUUUACUUUUUCUAUAUAGCUAAAGCUAAUAACAUGAAGGAAGUCAGGGUAAAGUUGGCAACUGAUAAUCUCAAACAAGAGUGGCAUGAUUCAGUAGAAACUCCUACAGACAUGUUAAAUUGCCAGAUGAAAAGACUCAGCUUGAAAGACAGACAAUUCAAUACAUUUUCAGCAGCUGAAGAUGCCAACAUCAACGAGCUUUGGAAGAAUUGUCUAAAGAUAGAAGGAGAAUUAGAUGUACUGUAUUGA
Paramuricea clavata is the source of this 2860-nucleotide messenger RNA. Lineage: Eukaryota; Metazoa; Cnidaria; Anthozoa; Malacalcyonacea; Plexauridae. The record is from the annotation of a GenBank genome assembly.